CGCUGGCAACCGCAGACUGGCAAAGCCAACGCCAAGAAGUACUUUGAACCACUUGUGCAGCAGGACCCGCAACCUGACGGUGACCAAGGUGAUUUGUUCAGCACAACCUUUCGUGGACGCAGCAUCAAGGGGUGUCAGGUUCAGCCACCCAAGGGCAUGAAAGCACUCCAUCUGCAGCCUACGACACAAACACAGAGCGACAUUGAGGAGCGCACGUGGGCGCCUGUGAAUGAGCUUGAGACGCUGACCAUGUGGAAGUUGGAAUCGCAUCCCCAGAGCAACGACGCCGCCGUCACGUGGCCGCAGGCCGCAGUUGUCGCAGAGGAGGCGCAUGCACCGAUGACAUCUGAGGCGAUGGAGGAGUUGGAAGCGUUUCACAAGCAACAGAUGGCCAAUGGCUCAAGCUGA
Molecule: messenger RNA, 408 nt
Organism: Salpingoeca rosetta
Lineage: Eukaryota; Choanoflagellata; Craspedida; Salpingoecidae
Exons: 4
Biological process (GO): RNA catabolic process
Cellular component (GO): ribonuclease H2 complex
Source: RefSeq, a predicted model, not a curated record